Perognathus longimembris pacificus (Pacific pocket mouse) is the source of this 1937-nucleotide messenger RNA. It is a transcript of the gene Ccdc59, whose product is annotated as coiled-coil domain containing 59. The transcript is spliced from 5 exons. The record is from RefSeq and is a predicted model, not a curated record. Lineage: Eukaryota; Metazoa; Chordata; Mammalia; Rodentia; Heteromyidae. The coding region runs from base 46 to 768 and encodes 240 amino acids. Gene Ontology annotation, cellular component: nucleus.
UUUUGAGCGUCCGCGUCAGUGAGCAAUCCAGGAAGUUGUUCUACAAUGGCGCCGAUGAAGCCGGCUGGGAAGAGCCGCGUCGAGAGUUUGGGGCCGCGUCGCGGAGGGGUCGGAAUCGGGAACGAGAAUGGAAGGCGGAAGACGUGGCGACCUAACUACUCUCAAGGCUUCGUGGGCAGCGUGCGCGAGGGACAAGGCUUUGCAUUUCGGAGAAAACUGAAGAUUCAGAAACACUACAGGAAAUUGCAGUGGAAGGAAAAGAAGAGUCAAUUGUCCCAGGAAUCCCAGUUCACAGACCACUAUCCAGAUCAUCUGAAGCAUCUCUAUCUAGCUGAAGAAGAAAGGCUCAGGAAGCAACAAAGAAGAGUUGAACACCAUUUGUCAAAAGAAGCAGCUGACCAGCCUGUGCCUGAAGAAGACUCCGACACUGACCAGACUUUGCCAAAGGAUCUAUGUGGUGGUGUUCAACAGCUUCCGCCAGAAGAGCAAGAUAGCCAGACAGUACAUUCUGUGACUUUUCCAAAGAAAAAUAAAAAGAAAACUUCAAAUCAAAAAGCAAAAGAAGAAUAUGAACAGAUCCAGGCUAAGCGUGCUGCUAAGAAACAAGAAUUUGAGAGGAGAAAACAAGAGAGAGAAGAAGCCCAAAGACUCUACAAAAAGAAAAAAAUGGAAAUGUUCAAAAUAUUGAGCAAAAAGACUAAAAAGGGCCAACCAAACUUGAAUUUACAAAUGGAAUAUCUUCUUCAAAAAAUACAGGAAAAAAGUUAAGACAGUUUGUCCUUACAGGUUGAAAUAUCUCCUGUCUCUAGGGCUCUUUUGUACAUGUACUGGUGAGCCUCCAAGCAAUGAGCUUUAGUUGACACAAACUGUAUUAUGAAAUUGCAAAUAUUUUUGUUCUUGUUAAAUUUUCUGUAUAUGUACUCGUCUGACUUGCUUAUUUUAUUUACUUCUGAAGGGAGGGGGCUUGAAGAGCUUAAAAACCUUCUGUUGGGUAGAUAAGCUCAAACUGAAAAUAUUUUUGUACUAUAUAUAGAACUUAUAUGAAAUAAAAUAUUUUUAAAAUGAAAGAGCAAAGCUUUCUGUGAAAUAUUUCAGUGAUAGAGAUUUUUUCAGUUUAUUCUGCGACACGGUGAGGCUUUAAAUUCAUUUUCAUAAGCCUAGUGCUUAUUAUUCAUUUAACAAGUCAGUGCCUAGGAUACCUAGCUAAUCCUAGCUACUAAGUCAGUUGAGAUCCAGAGUAAAGUACUUCAGGGCUAGCUAGCUAAGGCAGAAAAUCACUAAAUUCCAUCUCCAAAAUAACCAGCAAAACACAGACCUAGAGACAAGACUCAAGUGGUGAAAUGCCACUUGAGAGAGCAUGCAAGCAUGAAGCUCUGAGUUCAAAUCCCAGUACUGCUGAAAUAAAUUCAUUUUAAUGAUGAGGGAGGGAAAGACUCAUCUUAGAGUUUUUAUUUGCCUUAAUUUUACUAUAUCCUGCAGGAGAAUGGAUUUUUCUUCAGGACAAUGGAUUUUUCAGAAACCUGAGUGAACACCAAAGAGCAUGCCUAUCGUCUGAACACCUGGAAGACAAAGCCAAAGGAAUUGGUAGUUUAAAGCUACCUUGGACUAUACACAAAGUUCCAGGCUAACCUGAACUAUAUCAUGAGACAGUUUUUCCAAAACAACAAAAAAGUAGUUUGACUUAAAACAACCUAAUAUCUUACAUGCAUUCCCAUAAAUAAAGAGCAUGGCGUAUUAAUAAAAGACCUGUUAGUUGAUGAUGGAAAUACAGUAGGUUCACAGUAAAAGGAAUCAAAUCCUGUGGGAAGAGCCUGUAACUAAAAAUAUUGUCAUUGUGUAAUGCCUUUGGUAACCUUGUCAGCUGAGAGGAAUAACUUUCUCUUGAAUUGUAACUCCAGGAAAAUAAAAAGACUGAACUACAAUUAUUGUAAACAAAA